AUGAAGUUCUUCGCGACUCUCCUCUUCGCUGCCGUUGGCGUCUCCGCCGCCAGCUCGACUUCGCCAGAUACCCCUGGCUCCAGCUGUCUGGCCGACUACAUCCUCGAGGACUGCCUCGGCUCAACCACCAAAACUGCCAACGCUUGCAAGCCCACCGACUACGACUGUCUCUGCGCCGCGUACCAGGCCGUCUUGACCUGCUACAACAACUGCCCCAACGACAUCCGUGCUCCCUCAGUCCAGCAACAGGUCGACUCCUACUGCCGAACUGCCUCCCUCCUGUCCCCCAAGACCACAGCCUCUACCCCCAAGACCAAGACAUCAGAGUCUUCAAACCCCGAGGAGACUUCCGGCUCUGCUCCCACCAAUGACGAUGCUUCUACCACCGAUUCUGGUCCCUCUCAGACUGCUGGCGCCCAGACAAGCUCCACCACCAGCGCUCGCAGCUCAAGCACCAACGCCGCCGCCGCUCCCACCAUGGGAAGCGUUGCUGGCCUCGUCAUGGCUAUUGCCGGUGCUGCUGUCGCCGUGAUCUAA
Molecule: messenger RNA, 537 nt
Organism: Trichoderma aggressivum f. europaeum
Lineage: Eukaryota; Fungi; Ascomycota; Sordariomycetes; Hypocreales; Hypocreaceae
Exons: 3
Coding region: 1-537 (178 amino acids)
Source: RefSeq, a predicted model, not a curated record